Nymphaea colorata (pocket water lily) is the source of this 2007-nucleotide messenger RNA. Its product is annotated as serine carboxypeptidase-like 27. The transcript is spliced from 10 exons. Gene Ontology annotation, cellular component: vacuole. The record is from RefSeq and is a predicted model, not a curated record. The coding region runs from base 384 to 1748 and encodes 454 amino acids. Lineage: Eukaryota; Viridiplantae; Streptophyta; Magnoliopsida; Nymphaeales; Nymphaeaceae. Gene Ontology annotation, molecular function: serine-type carboxypeptidase activity. Gene Ontology annotation, biological process: proteolysis.
AAGCAAGGCCAUGGGGAGAUGUAUGGGCCAUGGGGCCUCCUCACCUCAGCACCGGGGAUGGAGGCAGGGAGGCCUCUAGAUUGGAGCUGCAGUCGGCUGCGCUGCUGAUCAGUCCAUCGACGUCACCAUCGACUUACCUCCAGCAGUCUCCGGACGCGACGGGUACAAAUUUGGGUCCUCGGCAUCGCGGACAGCCGCCACUUGAUUUCGCUUCCCCUUCACUGCCGCGGCCGCUUCGGUGAAAGAGAGGCGCGGAAGAAUGGCAGUUCACCAGAUCCUGAAGAGUUCUUUGAUCAGUUCGUCGACGCCGAUUUCCCGCCGGCGUUGCUUUCCGUGAUCCACUUCCCUGGUGCUUUGCUUCCGGUGGCCGACGGGAAGAAGAAAUGAAAAGAAAUGCGGUAUUGGUUGCGUGUUUUUUGGCCAUCAUCUUAAUAAAAGUGGAGUGUCAGAACUUGGAGGGGCAAGAAAGAGAUAGGAUAUUCGAGUUGCCUGGACAACCACAAGGUGUUGGCUUCUCUCAGUUCUCCGGUUAUGUUACUGUUAAUGAAGAGGCGGGAAGGGCACUCUUUUACUGGCUUACUGAGUCCCCUACUUAUUCAAGCUCAAGGCCGCUUGUGCUAUGGCUGAACGGAGGGCCGGGAUGUUCUUCAAUCGCCUAUGGAGCUGCGGAAGAGUUGGGGCCUUUUCAUAUUCACCCUGAUGGGAGAACACUCUUCUUGAAUAAAUACGCAUGGAACAACUUGGCAAAUAUGCUGUUCUUGGAGUCGCCAGCAGGCGUGGGCUUCUCUUACACAAAUACUUCAUCAAAUCUAUACGACACCGGAGACCAAAGAACAGCUGAAGAUGCAUAUGUGUUUCUUAUUAACUGGUUGGAAAGAUUUCCUCAAUACAAACACAGGGACUUCUAUAUUUCCGGUGAAAGUUAUGCAGGGCAUUAUGUUCCACAGUUAGCUCACCUCGUAUUCAAAAGGAAUCAGGGUGUGCAGAAUCCUGUUAUCAACCUCAAAGGUUUCAUGGUAGGAAAUGCUGUUACAGAUGACUACCAUGAUUACGUGGGCACUUUUGAGUACUGGUGGAAUCAUGGUUUGAUUUCAGAUUCCACAUAUCAUUACCUUAGAGCAGCUUGCCUCUUCGACUCUUCUCAACACCCUUCGGUCGAAUGCAAUAAAGCUAUGGACCUUGCUGACAAAGAGGAAGGAAAUAUUGACGCCUAUAGUAUUUUUACCCCUUCCUGCAAUAAAACAGGGUCUCGCCGGAAAUCACUUAAGGCCCACUACCCAUGGUUGUCUAGAGCAUAUGAUCCUUGCACAGAGCGAUAUUCCAAGAUAUACUUCAAUAGUCCAGAUGUACAGAAGGCAAUGCAUGCCAAUAUAACCGGAAUUCCCUACCCUUGGACAUCAUGCAGUGAUACUCUUACUGGCUCCUGGCAGGACUCCCCUAAAUCAAUGCUUCCUAUAUAUCAGGAGCUUCUAGCAGGUGGCCUCCGGAUAUGGGUUUUCAGUGGAGAUGCAGAUGCAGUUGUUCCCGUGACUGCAACCAGAUAUUCAAUAGAUGCUUUGAAGCUUCCAACUGUCACCAACUGGUACCCUUGGUAUGACAAUGGGAAGGUCGGUGGUUGGAGUCAGGUGUACAAGGGCUUGACCUUCGUAACUAUCAGAGGUGCUGGGCACGAGGUUCCACUUCAUCGCCCUCGGCAAGCUUAUAUCUUAUUCAGAUCCUUCUUGCAUAAUCAACCUAUGCCAAGUUGAUAUACUAGAGAUAUAUUUAUGUACAAUUACUGGGUUAAAAGGGAGAAAAUAGCGAACUGGGGAGUACAAAGGUCUCUCCUCUGUAUUAUUAAUUACAUUGUUGCUGGUUCCCAAUGGUUUCACCCAUUAUCUGAAGGCAAAUUGAUAGGCUGUCUGUGAAACUGUAUUACAUGCUUGUAAGGUUCAUACGAUACAGUCGAUACUUAUAAUAAAUAGAGAAAUAAAUUCAAAUUGAAUAAGAAGUUGAAACCUUUGUCUA